UCUCAACCAGUGUCACUUCUCCCAACAUGUAUACUUUCUUUCCACUACCUGCGGAGUACAGGGAAAGAGAUAAUGCACAACAUGGAAAUUUGUAAACCUGAUAGCAGAAAGGCGAUUCUAUAUAUGAGAUACUGCGGUGAAUUAGCUCAUUAAAAUAUUUAUCCCUGGCAAGCCUCACUCUGCUUGAUUUGUGCUUACAUGUUUACCAGACACUCUAGCAGGCGCCUAGGUUACAGCUUCAGGUACUUCCAGAAGGAUGUCUGACCGGCUUCAGGCAACAAUUCCCUCCCUAUCUAUGGAUGCAGUUUCGCCACGUUGGAAAAGCUACUGUUGAUAUAGCUUGCCUUUUCUAUCCCCGCCGGAGUAUCACAGACGGAGUUUCUCUUUGUCCCACCUCGCACUGGUGUUAUACCGGUCUAUGAGAGAAUUCAUGACCUCCCUUUCUCUCCAAAUUCGAUCGGACUGGAUAUAUCUAAUCCCCAAGAGCCGACCGGGGAGCUCAAAUGCUUAUCACCAUUUGAAGCCGUUGCUAAUCCCAGACUCCCCAAUGCGCUUUUGAAAACCACUCGCUUAGGCAUUUAGUUAUUCCUUGUCUUGUCCUUGAUGAGAAUUUAGAUAUACCCUGGAAACUGCAUACUGCUGGUGAAAGAAGAGUAAUUCGGUGAGCCGGCCCGCUCGCCGUGACCGUGCAAAAGAUCAUGGCCAUGGAUCCGAGUUCAUCUGGACACCUUCAGGACAAAGAUAGAAAGCAACUAGCAUUCAAACUGCUCGUUGAGAUACUGGCAUAUCAACUGGCGUCUCCUGUGCGGUGGAUUGAAACACAGGAGAGGUUGCUAUGCAGUCAUCCUGCAAUCUGCCGCUUUGUUGAAGUUGGACCACGUACCACGCUGGCAACUAUGGCGAAAAAAUCCGCUGCCAGACACUAUGAGGUCUAUGCUCAUUCACAAUGGUCUCACAUACAGUUUCUCUCCUACCAAGAUAACAAAGACGAGAUAUUUUACGUUUACUCAGAUUCAAGUUUAUGCUCUGAUGAGACAGGCAAACCAAAACCCUCGGCUCCACACUCUGUCUCUCUGUUGCCUUUGCCUCAUGAUACUCUGCCGGAAUCACAACAAAGUCUUCCAGCCAAAGCGCAUGUCACGAAUACGCCUAGCGUUGACAUCUCCCUAUCAGCUAGCCACAUUGUUCUCGCAAUGACUGCUCAAAAGCUACGAAGGCCAUUUGACCAGAUACCAAUGGAUAAAACUAUUCGUGAGCUCUCGGGAGGGAAAUCAACGCUUCAAAAUGAACUAGUAGGUGAUCUCGUCGCGGAAUUUGGUAGGGUUCCUGAGGGAGUUGAAGACAUGCCCUUAAUUGAGUUGGGAGAAACGUUGCAAGGAGGCUUUGGUGGAAAACCAGCCAAGCAGAUGACCACCCUGAUUGCUAGGCUAAUAUCGAGCAAAAUGCCUGCUGGUUUCAAUCAACAGUCCAUGGAAAAUCAUAUAUGCUCUCGUUGGGGCUUUACUAAGCCUCAUUCAAUCAUCCCUAUCUGCCUAGCGACUACCAUCGAGCCUACUACCCGUUUAGGCAAUGCAGACGCCGGACAAAAAUACCUUGACGAGCUGGUCAACCGAUAUGCAGUUUUCCAAAACAUCUCUUUAAUCCCCGUCAUUGGUCUCCAGAAUGACCAAAAGACGACAACCCCGCCUUCCGUUGGUUCUUCCAACCUCGACGACUCCAACGAAGAAGAGCGAAGCUAUCACCGUAGGCAAUUUGACAUACUUGCCAAGUAUCUCCGGGUAGAUAUCAGCCCUUCGGAGGGACCGCCGGUCAAUGCGGUCACCGAAGGAAUGUUAGACAGGUGGAAUGCCGAGCUUGGUGACCAGUUCUUCGAGGGCAUAAAGCCAAUAUUCAGUUCCGGCGAGGCUCGGUAUUAUGACUCUUGGUGGAACUGGGCACGGGAAGGGCUUCUCCAGUGGUCGCACAUGCUUGCCUCCCGCUCGGCAGAUGCGGCUUACGCGAAUACAGCCAACCGUCUACGUAGUAUAUUGAACCGAUGGGAGCCUAGUUGUAGCGACAUUAUCAGGGCCCUGCUGAAGCGACCACUUCUGUCUCAAAGUCCGGAGAAUGUAAUAUCCCUAACUCCCGGGACUCGGCAUGUAUUUAAUGAGGUCCUUCGUCUGGGAGAUUUGUCUUUAACUACUAAUCCCGUCUACAUAUACUCGUUUUCGCCUGUUGCCCCGAAAACAACAGUGACCAACUCUGGGGAGCUGAAAUAUACCGAAGAAGCUCGCGCAGUAUCCUCCUAUCCGGAUGUUGCGCGCCAAGGACGUGUGUGCUCAGAUGAUUACAAAACAAUAAUACCCUUUGUUCAUCUUAAGUCUCGACAGGGCGCGAGAGGCUGGAGAUAUGACGUGGAUGCUACAAAGACAUUCCAUGCAGCCCUAGACGUCGGAGCUACGGCUGGCUUUAGUUAUGCGGGAAAGGCAGUUUUAGUAACAGGUGCUGGGCAUACCUCAAUUGGGGCACAUGUGGUCCAAGGUCUUUUGAGUGGUGGUGCUCGUGUGGUUGUCACCACUAGCCGGGCGGUUUCUGAGAGUGCAACCUUCUAUCAAGGGAUCUAUCGCCAGUACGGAGCUAAAGGAGCGUCUCUGACAGUCCUUCCCAUGAAUCAGGCCAGCAAGCAAGAUUGUGAAAAUUUGAUCGAACACAUCUACGGUGCCAAUUCCCCAACCAGUGGCGACCUAGAUUAUCUCAUACCAUUUGCGGCCAUUCCACAAGCGGGUGAGUUAGAUAAGGUGGGUAGUCACCAAGAGCUCGCUCUAAGGGCCAUGCUUGUCAAUCUCCUACGACUCAUAGGGUCCAUUCGCCAACAGAAGGAAACGCGGCGCCUUAACUGCAGGCCGACUAUGAUCGUUCUCCCUAUGUCAUGUAAUGAGGGCACUUUCGGCGGCGACGGUUUGUAUGCAGAGUCAAAGAUCGGAUUGAGGACAUUGUUGAACCGUUUCCACUCUGAGAGCUGGUCAGAAUACGUAACUGUUUGUGGGGCAGUCAUUGGUUGGACAAGAGGAACAGGGCUCAUGCACUCAUCUAAUAUUGUAGCUCAAGAAGUGGAAAAGCUAGGUGUGGUAACAUUCACCCAGGCUGAGAUGGCAUUCAACAUCCUUGCUCUAAUGACACCUGACAUUACUGCAUUUGCAGAAGAAGCUCCAGUCUAUGCAGAUCUAACCGGGGGUUUAGGCUCUAUGUGGGAUAUCAAACAUCACAUUUCAACCAGUCGCAAGCGUCUCGCCGAAGAGUCGCAAAUACGAAAGGCUCUGGCAGACGAAGAUGCCCGUCACCUAGCGUCUCUUUUUGGUCCUCAACAGCAACAAGUGGAGGACAACUUAAUGAACAUCGGACGGCGACGUGCCCGUCUCAGACUUUCAUUUCCACCUUUAGCAUCAUACGAGGACAUCGCGGCGAAGCUGCCCAACCUUCAAGGAAUGAUCGACCUGUCUCGUACGGUUGUUGUAAUAGGGUUCUCCGAGCUUGGACCUUGGGGAAAUUCCCGCACUCGCUGGGAGAUGGAACACCAAGCCCGUUUCACAUUAGAGGGCUAUAUAGAAAUGGCAUGGAUGAUGGGAUUAAUCAGGCACAUUGAUGGCGACCUGAAAGGGCGACCUUACGCUGGCUGGGUCGAGGCGGAGUCCCAGGAGCCAAUACAUGACCAGGAUAUACCUCAUAAGUACCACCAGCAUAUCAUGUCAAAUACCGGCAUACGACUAAUUGAACCUGAAGGGUUUGAAACGUAUGUCCCUUCUCAGAAGGAAUUCUUACAAGAAGUUGCAGUUGAGGAGGACCUUCCACCCUUUGAAUGUUCCAAGUCAGCCGCGGAAGCUUUCAAGUUACGACACGGGGAUAAAAUUACUUUGCAGCUCAUCCCGGAAUCAGAUAACUAUCGGGUAUUUCUCAAGAAGGGGGCUAUUCUAAUGAUCGCAAAAACAGUUCCCUUCCACCAAUCUGUAGCCGGGGUGAUCCCCACUGGCUGGGAUCCUUCGCGAUACGGGAUUCCAGAAGAGAUUGUACAGCAGGUUGAUACUACUACCCUAUACGCUCUUUGCUGUGUUUCGGAAGCGUUUUUGUCCGCCGGCAUCAAAGAUCCAUACGAAAUUUACCAACACAUCCAUGUGUCAGAACUCGCCAAUUGCUUGGGCACAGGUGGCGGGCCCUUGAAAGUUAUUCGGAAUAUGUACCGGGACAGGUUCCUAGACCGCCCAGUACAAGGUGAUAUUAUCCUGGAACAUUUUCUCAAUACAAUGGGUGCAUGGGUCAAUAUGUUGCUAUUGUCUGCUGCUGGUCCUAUUAAGACUCCUGUCGGCGCAUGCGCCACUGCCCUAGAGUCUCUGGAUAUAGGAUGUGAUGCUAUCAUCUCAGGGAGGUGCAAGAUGGCGAUAGUCGGGGGUUGUGACGAUUAUCGUGAGGAGUUGUCCUUUGAGUUUGCGAAUAUCAGAGCCACUGCCAAUUGUGCAGAGGAACUGGCCAGAGGAAGGCUUCCUAAUGAGAUGUCUCGACCAACAGCCAGCUCGCGCAGUGGUUUCGCGGAGUCCACUGGCUGUGGCGUACAGAUUCUCAUGAAUGCUGAAUCAGCUCUUGACUUGGGUCUACCAAUUCACGGAAUUGUCGCGUAUAGCCAGAUGGCUAGUGACCAAGUUGGUAGGUCUAUCCCCGCCCCCGGCAAGGGCAUUUUAACCGCUGCGCGCGAGACUUCAGAUGCCAAGUAUUCUCCAAUUCUGGACUUUGAGUUUCGCCGUACCGGGUUCGACGAUGAGGUGGCAGACAUUCAGCAAAAUUCCGCCAGCAGACGGCUGGGAAGUAUGCGGAAGUCUCCUGUCACUCGGGUCUUAGAGCAAUCAACACGACUAAGAAUCCAAGAUGCGCAGAACCGCUGGGCCCACAACAUCCGCCUAUAUGACUCCUCAAUAUCGCCACUUCGGGCAGCCAUGGCUACUUGGGGCCUGGGGAUUGACGAUAUUGGCGUUGUUUCAAUGCAUGGAACAUCAACCAAGGCAAAUGAUAUCAACGAAGGCGAAGUCAUCAACACCCAAAUGGAGCAUUUGGGCCGCAUUAAAGGAAAUCCACUCUUAUCAGUAUGCCAAAAAUCGCUCACUGGACAUCCAAAGGCUGCUGCAGGCGCCUGGCAACUAAAUGGUUGCAUGCAGAUCUUGCGGGAGGGAAUCGUCCCAGGGAAUCGGAACGCAGACAACAUUGAUGGGCAGCUACGAAAAUUUGAGCAUCUAGUAUAUCCUAUGGAGUCAAUUCAGACCACGGGAAUCAAGGCGACCAUUAUUACAUCUUUCGGAUUCGGGCAGAAAGGUGCUAUUGCCCUCAUGGUCGCUCCGAGGUACCUCUUUGCAUCGAUCCCUGCACCAACGUAUAAGGAGUACUGCACGCAGGUGACAAAAAGGCAGCGGGCUGCUAGUGCCGCCUUUGCCUCCCGCAUGUUAAACAACUGCCUGGUUCAAGUGAAAAGCCUUCCGCCGUGGCACAAUCUAAAUUCUACACAAAGAGUCUUUCUAGACCCGACCAGUCGCCGACAAGUGGACGGUCACGGGUUUGUAAAUAAAGCACAUGGGGAGCCUUCUUUUUCGACGCAUACGGUCAGCGAUCGCUCCUCACACAUCGUUGAAGGAAAGGACGAAGAAACCCCUUUAGCGCAGCUUGUUGAGAAAAUGGUUACAGAUGUAACUGGACAAUCCAAGAUAAAGCCACCCCCCCGUGUGGGCGUCGAUGUGGAAGAAGUUGCCAAUAUCAACGUCGAGAACGACACAUUCCUACGGCGCAACUUCACACCGGCAGAACGAGAGUACUGCUUGAAUGCGCCCAACUGUCGAGCCUCUUUCGCAGGUCGCUGGAGCGCCAAGGAAGCCGUCUUUAAAAGUCUCCAGACCCCGUCCUCGGGCGCUGGUGCACCGAUGCAUGAGAUCGAGGUCCUCAACCAAAGCGGAGUGCCUAGAAUUACCCUUCAUGGGAAAGUCAAAGAGAUCGCCCGGGCCAAAGGUAUUGAGAGUAUUGAGGUGAGCAUUAGUCAUUCAUCCCGGGCAGCGAUUGCCAUCGCAGUGGCCAUAUAAACUUGCCUUUGGAGGCAAUAUAUAUUUUUAGCUAUUUUUAGCCGGUGCAAUAAC
Messenger RNA from Aspergillus alliaceus, 6143 nucleotides. RefSeq lists its product as uncharacterized. Gene Ontology annotation, molecular function: holo-[acyl-carrier-protein] synthase activity; 3-oxoacyl-[acyl-carrier-protein] synthase activity; 3-oxoacyl-[acyl-carrier-protein] reductase (NADPH) activity. Gene Ontology annotation, biological process: long-chain fatty acid biosynthetic process. Bases 699 to 6089 code for a protein of 1796 amino acids. Gene Ontology annotation, cellular component: fatty acid synthase complex. Lineage: Eukaryota; Fungi; Ascomycota; Eurotiomycetes; Eurotiales; Aspergillaceae. The record is from RefSeq and is a predicted model, not a curated record. The transcript has 5 exons.